AUGCCCGCAUCAAACUCACAAUGUCUAAACCUCUGCGGCUUCGAUGCCAGCAAGAAAGUCGCACUAUCUUCUCUUCCUGCCGAGAUUCUCCUCAUGUUCAUCAGGCUGCUAUCCCCACGGGAUAUUCGCAGCCUAUCAUUGUGCAGUAAGAGGUGGCGGAUUUUCACUCUACCAAGUGUAUAUUGCCAUAUUACGCUGUACUUCUCGAGUAAAAGUCUGAACAAUUUUCAGUCACUAAUAGCUUCGUCGCACGGGCAACACAUUCGGCAUAUCACCUACGUCGCCCCCUUCCUCACCAAGCCAAAAACUAGCGUGAACUCAAUUUUUCCGCAUCCACGGACGUUAUGGUCCCAAUGCCCAAGUUAUCUUCACCUCACAGAGCAGCACCAAGCCCAACUGUCUGCUGGUAUUGAGGUUGCUUUACAAAAGGCGGCUCUGUCAUUCCCCAGCAUAGACUCAUUUUCAAUGAGGCUGGAGCUAUUGUAUAUCCCGUUUUGCCGUCGGUUUGACACUGAUAUCUUGUUUUCAGAAUCCAUCGCGCAGCAUCUACGGUCGGUCCUGCCUAUGCUGAGUAGUCGCAAUCCCCCAUUUGGAGAACUUGAUUUGGACGUAUUCCUCUCCGAUAAUACCAAGAUUGACUCAGUCGAUCCUUAUGACACAAUAUUUCAAGGAUUGGAAAAUAUUUUCAACCAAACUAAAACACUUCGACUGCGGGGCCAAAGUCGAUUUUGGGAACCCAUACUGGAUCGUGUCAGCUUGCGGUCGGUGACUUUGCUUGAAUUGAAUGAUUGCACAUUUACCUUUCGAGCACUGAUAGACUUCCUAAACCGUAUCAAGCAGCGGCCGAUGACAGUCAAGCUAGACGCAGUUCAUGUUCUUUCAAUUGUAAACCUGGGCAGUGAGAAGAUAUUGGGUUCACCAUCUGAGGUUCACAGAAAAUUGCAUCUAGAUCUUCAACAAGUACUAAUGUCGAAAAAUCAGAAAGAAGAGUACGUCUCACUCUAA
This is a messenger RNA of Aspergillus tanneri, 1005 nucleotides long. Its product is annotated as F-box protein. The coding region runs from base 1 to 1005 and encodes 334 amino acids. The record is from RefSeq and is a predicted model, not a curated record. The transcript has 2 exons. Gene Ontology annotation, molecular function: protein binding. NCBI's taxonomy places the organism in Eukaryota, Fungi, Ascomycota, Eurotiomycetes, Eurotiales, Aspergillaceae.